Messenger RNA from Penicillium expansum, 576 nucleotides. RefSeq lists its product as uncharacterized. The transcript is spliced from 3 exons. NCBI's taxonomy places the organism in Eukaryota, Fungi, Ascomycota, Eurotiomycetes, Eurotiales, Aspergillaceae. The coding region runs from base 1 to 576 and encodes 191 amino acids. The record is from RefSeq and is a predicted model, not a curated record.
AUGAAGUUCAGCAUCCUCGCUCUCUCGGCCUUGCUGGCUAUCGCCGCUGCCGCAGACACUACGACCGCGAACCCUUCAACCAUUACUUCUACUCCCGAGGUUGAGUGCGCAAAGAGCUGCGAAGCCACGGAUAUCUGCUGCACAGCCAAGUGCUACCAUGUGCCCUGUCCAAGCGAGAGCCAGGUAAACGACACCAACAAGUGUGUUGCUGCCUGCCCUCAGGGCACUGGCUCUCCUGCCGAUGCCCAGAAGUACGCCGAGUGUGAGCAAUCCUGCUACAACUCGCACUUCUGGGGCGGCAAUGGCAGCGGUGCAACUGCAACCUACUCUUCCACCACCUCCAGUACCGGCAGCACUGCCACGCAGACUAGCUCUGACUCGUCGAGCACCGAUUCUCAGUCUUCGGGCAACAAUGACAGCAAUAACAACAACGACAACAAUCAUUCUUCCUCCUCAGCGACUGCUACCAGCUCCUCGGGCUUCUCGCAACAAACCACCAACGCCGCUGCUAAUGUCAAACUCGGUGCCUCUGCUGCUGGUCUCUUCGGCCUGGUUGUUGCUGCCUUUGCUCUGUGA